This is a messenger RNA of Pistacia vera, 1708 nucleotides long. Its product is annotated as tocopherol cyclase, chloroplastic-like. The transcript is spliced from 10 exons. Lineage: Eukaryota; Viridiplantae; Streptophyta; Magnoliopsida; Sapindales; Anacardiaceae. The record is from RefSeq and is a predicted model, not a curated record. Gene Ontology annotation, molecular function: tocopherol cyclase activity. Bases 1 to 1575 code for a protein of 524 amino acids.
AUGACAAUUGAUACCCACUUAUGCACUUGUUUAAACUUUAAAAAUACAAAAGCAACUUCCGUUUCUGGUGGAUCUCGCACUAUUCCAAUGAAAACAAACGUCUGUUUCUCACAGAACCUGGGCUUUCCGGCUGUUGACCCUAACAUCACUUUUAGCCCCUGUUUAUUGUCAAAGCGAUGCAGUUUUGAUUCUCAGUUUCGGUCUCGAACGGCAAGUAUUAGAGUCGCGGCUUCCGGUUCGGUCACCAGAAAUGAUUCUUCUACUUCUUCAGCUCAAACAGAGAGCGGAGUCUCUGUGAAUCCGGUUUACUUACCCACGCCGCCCAAUAGAGAUCUUAGGACUCCUCACAGCGGGUACCAUUUUGAUGGGACCACUCGCAAAUUUUUUGAGGGUUGGUACUUUAAGGUCUCAAUUCCAGAGCGGAAGCAAAGCUUUUGCUUUAUGUAUUCUGUGGAGAAUCCUGCCUUCAAGAAGAAAUUGUCGACAUUGGAAGUGGCACAACAUGGGCCUAGAUUUACCGGUGUUGGGGCUCAAAUUCUUGGUGCUGAUGACAAGUAUAUAUGUCAAUUCUCCGAAGAAUCUUCUAAUUUUUGGGGAAGUAGGCAUGAGCUGAUAUUGGGGAAUACUUUUGUAUCUGAGAAGGAUUCACGACCUCCUAAUAAGGAGGUUCCUCCUCAGGAAUUUAAUAAAAGAGUAUUAGAAGGUUUUCAAGUCAGCCCAUUGUGGCAUCAAGGUUGUAUUUAUGAUGAUGGCAGAACAAAUUAUGUUGAAUGUGUGAAAACUGCACGUUGGGAGUAUAGUACUCGCCCUGUUUAUGGAUGGGGUAAUGUUGGGUCUAAACAGAAGUCUACGGCUGGUUGGCUGGCAGCUUUUCCUGUAUUUGAACCCCAUUGGCAAGUAUGCAUGGCAGGCGGACUUUCAACAGGUUGGAUAGAGUGGGAUGGUGAAAAGUUUGAGUUUCAGAAUGCCCCUUCUUAUUCGGAAAAGAAUUGGGGUGGAGCAUUCCCCAGAAAGUGGUUUUGGGUUCAAUGUAAUGUCUUUGAAGGUGCAAGUGGAGAAGUUGCUUUGACUGCAGCUGGUGGGUUGAGGCAACUACCUGGACUGUCUGACACCUUUGAAAAUGCUGCAUUGAUUGGAGUGCAUUAUGAUGGAAUUUUCUAUGAAUUUGUGCCGUGGAAUGGUGUUGUAAAUUGGGAAAUUGCUCCAUGGGGUUACUGGUUCAUGGCUGCAGAAAACGAGACACAUGUGGUUGAAUUAACGGCAACAACAAAGGAUCCUGGUACUACCUUGCGGGCUCCAACUUCAGAAGGUGGCCUAGCUCCAGCUUGUAAAGAUACUUGUUUUGGGGAGCUAAGAUUGCAGUUAUGGGAACGAAGACAUGGCGGCAGUAAGGGAAAGAUGAUAUUGGACGUUACAAGUGACAUGGCAGCGGUGGAAGUAGGAGGAGGACCAUGGUUCAAUACAUGGACAGGGACGACUGCAACACCAGAGCUUCUUAAACGUGCUCUUGGUGUUCCUGUAGAUGUGGAUGGACUUUUCGGUUUUGCUCCAUUCUUCAAGCCACCUGGUCUAUAGCCAGUUGCUACGCUAGGGAAAGGAUGCGUGAUAUUUAUGUAAAUGAAUACCCAUUCUGGAAGGCUGUAUGGCAUAGCUUAAUUACAGUGCUUGAUUUUGGGGAAAAUUCUUGGAAAAAUCAAUUUUAGGGUUC